Molecule: messenger RNA, 1590 nt
Organism: Rhodotorula toruloides NP11
Lineage: Eukaryota; Fungi; Basidiomycota; Microbotryomycetes; Sporidiobolales; Sporidiobolaceae
Product: WLM domain containing protein
Exons: 7
Coding region: 1-1590 (529 amino acids)
Source: RefSeq, a predicted model, not a curated record
AUGCCGGUCGGACACAAGCGCUUCAACGGGAAGAGGGCGAAUCCGAAUGACAACAUAACCUUCAUUCGCGUCAUGGAGGGGCUGUCCGACAGCGACACGGCCCUCAAGAUUCUCGAAGCUCUCGCCGCGCAGUUCAAGCCGAUCAUGAAGGAGUGGGGCUUCGGUGUCAACUCGCUCGUCGAACACGAAUGGAACCCGACAUUCGCAGGGAGGAACUGGAAUGCCGGAGAGGUCAUCGAGAUCGUGCUGAGGAGGCGGGACGGGAGCUUCGCCCCAUACCAGUUCCUCCUCUACGUCAUGUGCCACGAGCUCGCCCACAUCCGCGAAAUGAACCACAGCUGGUCCUUCCAAAAAGUCAACAAGCAAAUCCGCGCCGCCGUCAGCCAACUCCGCGCGCAGAAGUACUACGGCGACGGGUUCUGGUCGUCGGGUCGCUCGCUCGUCUAUCCGGAUGCGGAGACGCCUUUUGCGGCGGAGGACGAGCCGACGUUCGCGUGUGGUGGAGCGAACAAGCGCUCGCCGAGGAGGAGGAGGAGGGCGGUCCAGGCGGGUCCGAGCAGGGCGAGGGGCAGCGCGGUCAAGCUUGGUACCACGGGGAGGCAGACGGCGAUUCCGGCCAAGCCUGGGGGACGGGUCAAGCGCAAGGGCGCGUUCGGGGGAGAGGGCCAGGUCUUGAGCGAGGAUCCCGAGAUGAGCUCGUUCAGGCGCCGCGCGCAGGCCAAGGGCGCGGUCGAAGCCCGCGCCGCCGCAGCCGAAGCACGUCUCGCCGCCGAGAAGCGCGCGAAAGCCGCCGAAGCACGCGCUCGCGGCGAUCCCAUGCCCAACUCGCCGGACAAGAAGAAGGUCAAGGUCAAAGACGAGGAGGACGACGAGUGGGAAGACGCGGAAGGGUUCGAGCCUGAGGGAGAGGGGGAGGAGUGGGAGACGGAGCUCGAUGCGAACGAGGUCAAGCUUGAGGAGGACGAGAAGCGCUUCUUGGAGGAGGACAUGAGGACCUGGCGCGAGACGUUUGCCGAUGAUGAGGAGGAUGUCAAGCCGGACGUCAAGCCCGACAUCAACGGCGCCUCGUCGAGCAAGGGCAAGGGCAAGGCGUCCACCUCGUCGGCCGGAGCCAAGCGCAAGGCCCCCUCGCCCACACCUCGCGCCAAAGCGCCCAGCUCGAAGGCCCGCGCAAACGACUUCGACUUGCCGGACGACUUGACGCCUGAGGAGCGCGCCUGGAUUGAGGCGGACAUCAAUGGAGCGCACGACGUCGAGGAGGGCGCUGGAAAGAAGGUUCGAGUCGCUUACAUGCCGAUGCCGGAGUGGAUGGGCGGAGAGAAGAAGGGUAAGGGCAAGCGCGCCGCCUCGGCCAUCUCGAUCAGCGAUUCGUCUGACGAGGACGACUCGUCUUCGACACCCGCAACGAGUCGCGCCUCAAGCAAGUCCAAGGGCAAGACUCGGGCAGUCACUCCUCCGACGGACGACGACGACGCUGACGACGACGACGCUGACGACGACGACGCUGCCUCCGUCAUUGCGUCCUCCAAGCGCAAGAAGCGCGACAGCAGCGACGAGGUGGGUCGCCUCGUUUCCGCUCCUCUGCCUUGA